AGUGAAGAGAUGAAAAAUAUUCUUCCGCUUAAAUGAUUGUCUCACUAAGCUCCCACUAUUCAGUCUGGUAGUGACACUCUAUCAGUCUAAACCGGAACUAUAAUUGACUCAAAUUUGAAUCAGAAAAUCUAAAUAGCGAUUGUGGCACUCACACCUCCUUUAGACUUGCCGAAGUUCAGAAUGUUUUUAAGGGUUUUUGUGUUUCUCCUAACGAUAAAUUUCUUAUCGUCAACAGAAAUGAAGGAAUUAACAUUAAAUACAGGAUAUAAAAUUCCUCUAAUUGGAUUGGGAACAUAUUUAAUUCGAGGAACAGAAAUGACAAAUCGAGUGAUAGACGAAGCUUUAGAAGCCGGUUAUCGUCUUUUUGAUACUGCACAGAAUUACAACAAUCAACAUUUCCUUGGAAAAGCUUUCAAAGAACUUUUACCGAAACAUAAUCUUACAAGAAAUGACAUUUUCAUCACUACAAAAUUUGAGCCUUCAACCAUUUAUAAAACAGAAAAAGAUUAUGAAGAUUUAGUUCGUGAAGCUCUGAGAAAUCUUCAGACAGACUACGUCGAUCUUUUCCUCUUACAUUGGCCUGGUGUUAGUGGUUUACCCAACAAUUCCACAGAUGUUUUGAAAUAUCGUCACGAAGCUUGGAAAGCUUUGUCAAAGUUUAAGAAAGAAGGAUUAAUUCGAUCCAUUGGUGUUUCCAAUUUCAUGGUGAAACAUCUGGAAGAUCUUAAGAAGGAGUGUGAAAUUCCACCAGUAUUGAAUCAAGUUGAAUGGCAUCCCAGAUGUUAUAAUAACACGCUUUAUGAUUAUUGCAAGGAGAACAAUAUCGUUCUUCAAGCAUACUCUUCACUUGGAACAUCAUCAAGCACAUCACUGCGCAAAGACCCAACUGUUAUGAAGAUUGCUGAAAGAAUUGGGAAAUCUCCAGUUCAAGUUCUCCUUCGAUGGGCUACUCAAAACGGCGUUCCUGUCAUACCCAAAGCAAGUUCCAAAAAUCAUCUUGUUGAGAACAUGAACCUUGAUUUUACAAUUCCUGAGUCCGACAUGGGAAUUUUGAAUAAUUUCACCCAAAAUAUGCGUUUCGACUGGGAUCCUAAUAAUUCAAUUGAUAAAACUAAUGGCCUUUCAGAUAACAUUUUAAUCAUAGCUUCAGAUUUUGUGACGAACUCAUUGGCGUUACCGAAUGGAGCUCCAGAAUCAGCAUGUGCCACAAUGACGCCACAACAUGGAGUAGAACCUCAAACAUCAGAAAGCCCUUUUCGUAUUGUUGUUCCUAAAUCAAACAUAAAUGGGGGAGAAAUUAUUGAUGUCACUAUAGAAGUCGAUCCAGGAAGAACCUUCAAAGGAUUUUUUAUUAAUGCAAAGACAAUCGAAGAUGAACCGAGAGUUGUCGGAGAAUUUUUGGGAAAUGAUCAAGAAGCGAUUUCAUAUAAUUUCAGGAACUGUGGGGGAACUAGCAAUACGGCAACACACAGCGAAAACGAAUUGAAAUCGGGAAUUACAUUGAAAUGGAAAGCACCUGAAAAUUAUCAAGGCUCGAUAAGAUUUCAUGCUACAUUUGUACAAGAACGUGUCACAUUUUGGAUUAAUCAACUGUCACAAGAAAUUGUCGUUACACCUCUUGACAAUGCAGGCAAUAACAUUUAUCAAGAGUGUUUGAGAACAAAAUCAUGUUUUGGAUUACCGCCAGGUUGUCUUGAACAAGAAAAUUGCUCUUCAUUUGGUGCAGUAAUUGUCAGAGAUGGAACUUACACAUUUGAAAUGCAAUCAUCAAGUGGAGCGGGAUAUAUCGCAAUGGCCUUAUCAUUUGACAAGUUUAUGGGCGAUGAUUCAGCAAUUGAGUGUGCGAUUGAAAGUGGAGUAAUAAAAGCAUAUGCUUCAUUAACAAGAGCUAUACCUCAAGAUUAUGGUGCUAGACGAAGUAUUGUUAAUCAAUCAGCCAUAAAUUUAAUAACAUCAAGACUGGAAGAUGGCAAAAUUUAUUGUCGUGUUCAGCGAGAUAUAAGAUUAGAAAUUGAUGGAACUGUCUUCUCUAUGGCUGAACAACAUUUUCUGUUAAUGUCAAGUGGAUCAACAGCAUCACCACUUUCCAUCGGCUUUCAUGAUAUUAAUUACGCUUCAUCAACUAAAUCUCUUUUAUUUACUGAAGAUCCGGUAGAAAUAACGUCAAUUGCAAGGAAAGCUUUAUUAGUACUUCAUGGAAGUUUCAUGAUUGCAGCAUGGAUUGGUUUGACUGCAUUUGGAAUUUUCUCAGCAAGAUUUAUGAAGAAACUGUGGACAGGAAAGCAAAUUUUCGGCAAAGAUGUUUGGUUUGUCAUUCAUUCAUCUUCAAUGGCGUUGACUUGGAUUCUCACAAUCAUCGCUAUCAUUCUCAUAUGGAUCGAUGUUGGUGAAUUUAAGUUUUCAACGCAUUCAUUGCUUGGGAUAAUUGCAGCUUCAUUGUGCUUUAUCCAACCCAUAUCAGCGUUCUUUAGACCAGCACCAGAUGAUAAAGCUCGUCCCAUUUUCAAUUUCAUGCAUGGAUCUGUAGGAAAGUUAGCUCAAUUACUAGCUGUUAUUACGAUUUUCUUCGCUACCCAAAUGGAUCGAGCUAAUCUACCAGAUUGGACGAAAUAUGUUCUUAUAUCAUACGUUGUAGCUUAUCUAAUCUUUUACGCUAUGCUCAAUAACUUAGCAAUUGUGAGUGAUAUUAAAGCACAUCAGAAUUCUUUGAAAGGAGCUGAAAGACCACAAAGCAGCACACCACCGCUUGCAUUUCCUCGGAGAAUUAUUUUCAUCCUUUUCUCAAUCGCUAUGCUUGGCUUUGUCAUAACUUUAAUAAAUAUUUUUGCUUUGAAUGUAUAAUUAUCAACAUUCGACAGAAAUCCUGAAAGCUAAUUCAAGUUCAAUUGAAAUUUGUCAAGGUUUAUGAAGUGUGUGACUCAGCAACUAAAAAUAUAAUCAACUUGUUGUAUUCUUAUCAAUGAAUUGUUGAAACAGGUGAUAUUAGUAAAUUAAAAUUAAAGUCGAUUAAUGCUUUUACAAAAUUAUAGUCAUGGUGUCUCGACAUUCGCUGUUGCUUCUUAUUUUUUAUGUGAAAUGAAAUGAAAGUAAUAAAAAAUAAAAACAA
Clunio marinus is the source of this 3106-nucleotide messenger RNA. NCBI's taxonomy places the organism in Eukaryota, Metazoa, Arthropoda, Insecta, Diptera, Chironomidae. The record is from the annotation of a GenBank genome assembly.